UUCCUUUCAUCUUUCAUUUUCCAAAUUGUUCCAAAUUCCAAAACAAACAAAAACAAACCAUCAAACCAAUAAAUAAAAAUAAACGAAUAAAAGAAAAUCAAAGAACCAAAACCAAAGGAAAAACAACUCCCAUAAUCAUACUAUCAUACAGAAAUAUUAUUAAUACCUUGAUUAAAGUGCAAUAAAUAUUACGAGAGUUCAAUGGAAGUAAAACCAGAACAAGACAAUUAUUUUUCGGAAGAAUGUAAAAUCAAAAUAGAAAAUCAGGAAUUGCUGUAUGUUGGAUCUUCCUAUUCUGUAAAAAGUGAAAUAAAGGAAGAAUUAGUUAAGACAGAUUCGUUUAUUGCUGAUUCCAGUUCUUUUGUGGAAAACAACUUUAAAGCUGAACUAAAACAUAUUGAAAAUGUGAUGGAACCUAAACAUGCAGUUAAGGAGGAAUCUGACCAAAGUCACUCGGAGAGUCAACUAUGUACAUCAAUUAUCCUUGAAGACCUUAAGGAUGAACCAAAAGGAGAUGUUUCAGGUUAUCAAGAGUCAAAUAAUAGUUUGCACAUUGAAGAAAAUUCAUGUCCAGUUUGUUGCAAGCAGUUUUCUCGAAAGAAUGAAUUAAAAAGACAUCAUCAAACUCACUAUGAAAAAACUCACCAAUGUGAAAUAUGCUUUAAAUGGUUUCAUCGACAUAGUAGUCUCAUCUCCCAUAAAAAAAUUCACACUGGAGAGAAACCUUAUCAAUGUAAAAUUUGUUCGAAGCGGUUUUCGCAUAGUUGUGUUUUGAACGUACAUGUCAGAAAGCACACUGGCUUAAAAUCUUAUCAGUGUGAAGUUUGCUCUAAGUCAUUUUAUCAAUCAAGUGAUCUUAAAACACAUAUGAGAGUUCAUACCGGAGAAAAACCUUAUCAAUGCGAAAUCUGUUUGAAGGACUUUUCCCGAAGACAAGAUUUGAAAAGACAUAUGAGAAAGCACACUGGGGAGAAACCUUAUCAAUGCAGAACUUGUUCCAAGUCGUUUUCUGAGUCAGGUUAUCUUAGAAUACACAUCAGAAUUCAUACUGGAGAAAAGCCUUAUCAAUGCGAAAUGUGUUCAAAGUCGUUUUCCCAAGCACUUAAUUUGAAAGAUCAUAUGAACCUGCAUACUGGGGAAAAGCCUUAUCAAUGUGAAGUUUGUUCCAAGCCGUUUUCACAGACAAGGACUUUGAAAGUACAUAUAAGAAAACACACUGGCGAAAAACCUUAUCAAUGCGAAAUGUGUUCAAAGUCGUUUUCCCGUGCAGGUACGUUGAAAGAACAUAUGAUGACACACUCCAGAGAAAGACCUUAUCAACAUCAAUGUGAAAUUUGUUCCAAGUCGUUUUCAAAAAGGAGUGCUUUGAAAGUACAUAUCAGAAAACACACUGGCGAAAAACCUUAUCAGUGUAAAAUUUGUUCCAAGUCGUUUUCACAAAGGAAUGCUUUGAAAGUACAUAUCAGAAAACACACUGGCGAAAAACCUUAUCAGUGUGAAAUUUGUUUAAAAUCAUUUUCUCAGUCAGGCGCUUUGAAAAAACACACAAUGAGAAUGCACAAUCAGAAUCAGCAAAGUCUGCAAAUCUGAGCUCCUCUUGCCGAUGCCACCCCGAACCUCUAAUUUCCCAGAAAUCUUAUGGCCUCACAAAAAGCCACAAGUCUCUUAAAAUGCAACUCCCUCACCUAGCUCGGAUACAUAGGUGCCGAUCCCAGGAUCUGCCAUCUCUGAUAGGCCAAUGUCGGGCGUCCCCAGAGGACAUGGUGAGGAGGUUUCCUCCUCGUCAUUACAUAGACGGCACAGCCAUCCGCCAGUCCAAGCAGAUGAAGGUGCCGUCGGAAUCUACAGUAGCCUGUGAGCAUACUGACCACCAGGGAGCAUCUUCUACAAUCUAGAAGAAGCAGUUGGGCUGUGAGGCUUUUGAAUGACCCCACUAUGUGGAGCCGAGCCUCCCUCAAACCUCUACAACCGGCUCAGGAGUCCUGGAACCUCCGCAGAAGAAGCUCCCUGAGUCUACCCCGACCAGUACCGAAGGGCAUCCCAAUCACAGGUUCGAAUCUGAAUGAAUAUAUUGUGUCGUAAAGUCUAGUAGACUGAGCCGCUAUAGGCUAUAGGUGAAAUUUCUUAAUCAUUUUAGGCACGAUGGGACCCUAUAACUUAAAUAGUAGAACCUAAAGGAAAAGGUUUGAACACUGUGUCGUCACUUUUCAGUGGCACAUGCGUCGACAUGCGUUUCAGUGGCACAUCAAACUUUCCACUUAUGGACGGGAUAAAUAAAUUAAAAGUUACCCUCCCUUACUAACAGAAUUCAAUUUUUUUUAUUUUUUAAGUUCUAUGUGAUUAACACAUAAGAUUCAGCGUAAUUUUAACCCACCACCCCUUUCCCCCUGUCCCCACCAUCAAAAAAAAUUCAUUUUUCGUUUUUAUUUUUUUGCUGGGAUCCAAUCAAUUUUAAAAUUUCAAAAAAUUCACUCUUUAUAAAACAUGUCAAUUUUUUAUAGCCCGUAGGUAGAGUGUACCUAACCUCAAAAAAAUUUAAAAAAAAAAUUUCAAAAAAGCGUAUAAUUUUUUUUUGGGGAAUAGCUGCAGGUCUAAUUUUUUCUUAAUCUUGUGUGUUUUAUCCAACACUAUAUUUAUAAUUUUUUCAGAUUUUCCGUAAGGCUCGCCACCUUCAAGAAUCCGAAAAACUGUUUUUUGGGGGGUUUUUGGGGAUUUUCCCUAUUUUAUAGAUUUCAUAAUAUAUCAAAUCAAUUUUGAUUUUAUAAGUUAUAUGUAAAGACGUACAACGAAGUAACUGAGUCCUUUAGAAUAUUUAAAAAUGGGAGAAACACGUUCAAAACCCCCUUAAAAAACAGUUUUUGGAUUUUUGAAGGCGACCAGCGUUACAGAAAAAUCUGAAAAAAAAUUAGAAAUAUAGUGUUUGAUAAAAUACACAAGAUUAAAAAAAAUAGAUCUGCAGCUACCCCAAAAAAAAAGUUAUAUACUUUUCUCAAAAAAAAAGAUUCUUUAAAUUUUUUGAGGUUAUGUACACUCAACCUACAGGUCUAUAAAAAAUAGACGUGUUUUAUAAAAGCCUUAACUAUGCGUGUGAAUCUUUUGAAAUUUUAAAAUUGAUUGCAUCCCACCAAAAAAAAAAUAAAAUCAAAAAUAAAGUUUUUGAUAGUGGGGGCCGGGGUAAGGGGGUGGUGGGUUAAAAUUACGAUGAAUCUUAUAUCUUAAUCCCAUAGAACUUAAAUAAAUGAAAAAGAAAUGAAUUCUGGUGGUGAGGGAGGGUAUUUUUUAAUAUAUGUAUCCCUCCAUAAGUGGAAAGUUUGAUGCGCCACUUUCGACGCAUGUGCCAUUGAAAAGUGACGGCACAGUGUUCAAACCUUUUCUUUUAGGUUCUAUUAUUAAAGUUAUAGGGUCUCAUUGUGCCUAAAAUGAUUAAGAAAUUUCACCUAUAGCGGCUCUUAGUCUAUAGUAAGUGCCUGUUGUUGUCAGGAAAUAUAAAUUUUAAUCAAUUAUGUUUUAGUGUUGAUAAAUUUAAAAUAAUGUUAAGUGCAAAUAAAUUAAUAUAAGUGCAAAAUAAAAACUAAAUAAAAUAGGUGUAAAUUUAUUAGUAAAUCACAUUACAAUACUUAUUAAUGAGAAGUUUGUUUUGCCAUACAAUUUCUUAUCAUACUAUUGCGAUAUACUGUAGAUAUGUAUAUUCUGUAUUACAAUAUAAUUUAUAUUUUUCAAUGCAUCUAAUUACUUUUCCCGAGUGUAAGAAAAAUUAGUUAUUCUGUAGUAAAUAUAUCAAUUAAUUGGGCUUUCAAAAUAUUCACAAUAAAUGUCUCUAAAAUAGUGUUAUUACUUACAUGAUCGACCAUUGUUAGUGUAAAUCGACACAGCUACCAUUAUUGGGCUCAUGAAAAUCCUGGUUCACCAUACCUAGUGUUAUUAGAGUUAACAGAUCUGUUUGUUCAAAUUAGAUGCACGGCAAACUUUCGCAUUAUAGCAUAAACCUAAGGCUUUAAUGAAUGAGGAUUUAAUGAGUAUUAGAUGGCCAACAAUAUACCCCGAUGUAAAUUCCAUUGGCUUCUUCCUAUGAAGUUGUUUAAAAAUUAAAAUGUAUAAUACUAUUCCUGCUUCAUUGACAUAACUAAGACGACGAAUAGUGCAUUAAUGUAGUCUAAUAACCGCUGAAAUGCUUCCAAAGGUGUGUCAUAAUUUCGAACAGCGAUUUUUUAAUAAAAAGAACAUUGAUAAAUAUCUUUUUAUAUUAAUUAAAUAAUUAUAGCUGAUAAGUAAACUGUUUUGAAUUCUGAAUUUAUUAAUUUGAAAUUUUGCUCAUUUACAUUAAAAAUGUCUAAACAUUUUCAAUUUCGUUGCAACCCGAAAUUGCAGCAGCAUUAUAUUCUAGUUUAAUCAGAGAGUGCAGGAAGAUUAUAUACCGGUUUCGGGGCUUUUUUGCCCCAUCAUCAGUAGACCCAUAUCCUCUUCUCUCCGAUUGAACCAGGACACCUGGACGCGUGCCAUCCCCGAUUGCAACCAUUUCGUUCGUUGCAUUUACGUUACAUUUAAUAAAGGUUCUUAUCAAUACUGUAAAUUUAAUACUUUCUUCGUUGGUUUUUAAAAAUCGCACCUAUCAUUGUUACCGUCAACAAGUUUUUAUAG
Messenger RNA from Diabrotica virgifera virgifera (western corn rootworm), 4638 nucleotides. RefSeq names its product zinc finger protein 239-like. Lineage: Eukaryota; Metazoa; Arthropoda; Insecta; Coleoptera; Chrysomelidae. Gene Ontology annotation, cellular component: nucleus. Bases 202 to 1590 code for a protein of 462 amino acids. The record is from RefSeq and is a predicted model, not a curated record. Gene Ontology annotation, biological process: negative regulation of transcription by RNA polymerase II; regulation of cytokine production; regulation of immune system process. Gene Ontology annotation, molecular function: DNA-binding transcription factor activity, RNA polymerase II-specific; RNA polymerase II cis-regulatory region sequence-specific DNA binding. The transcript has 3 exons.